UUCUGAGAUGGCAUCCGGCAGAUGCAUUUUGCUAUGUCUGCGGCCAAUUUAUCAAGACAAGAACAAAAAAGGACUCUGUGGAAGCAUCUGCUAAGAUGUGUGAGGCCUACAAGGAAUAUUUCGGCAUGCCUGUCGGGGAUCAAGACAAACCCUGGGCACCUAAUUUCAGCUGCGAGCAAUGCAAAAAUACUUUGGAAGGAUGGUACAGAGGGGAAAAGAAAGCCAUGAAGUUCGCUAUCUCAAGAAUUUGGCGGGAACCCACUGACCACUCCAUCAACUACUACUUCUGCAUGGUGGACCCUUCCAAACGUCGGACUGGCAAAAAUGCACCUUCUAUCACGUAUCCGGACCUUCCUUCAUCCAUUGCCCCGAUGCCACACUGCCAUGAGCUACCCAUACCCACUCCUCCGGAGAGAGAGCAGCCGUCUUUAGAAGAGAGCGAUGAAGACGUAUAUGCAGAUGACAAUUUCAGAGGUACAGCUGAGGAGAGAAACCCAUACUACCCCAACCAAAAAUACCUCAACGACUUUAUCAGAGAUUAUGGUCUCACCAAGUCCAAUGCCAAGCUUUUGACGCCCAGGCUCAAGCAGUGGAACUUGUUGGAUGAAAGUGUGCAAGUCGCAAAUCAGAGGAAGCGUCACCAACCUUUUUGCAGCUUCUUGACCCAUCAAGAUGGGCUCUGCUUCUGCCACAAUGUGACCAGUCUGUUCGAGGCAAUCGGAAUCGUCUGUAACCAGAAUGAGUGGCGCCUCUUAAUUGACAGUUCAUCCAGGAGCCUCAAAGCCAUGCUGCUCCAUAAUGGUAACAAGUACCCGUCUCUUCCCCUGCCUCACACGGUGCACCUCAAAGAGGAUUACAACAGGAUCAAGACUUUGCUGGACGCCUUAAAGUAUGAUGAGUACGGCUGGGAGGUCAUCGGAGACUUCAAAAUGGUGGCAUUCCUGAUGGGUUUCCAAGGCGGUUUUACCAAGUUUCCCUGCUAUCUUUGCCUUUGGGACAGCAGGGACACCAAGGUGCACUACCACAGGCGGGACUGACUACAAUAGACUGAGUUCUCUGUGGGGAGGAACAACAUCAAGUGGAAGCCACUGGUGGACCCCCAGAAGGUGCUGAUGCCACCACUGCAAUUUGUCAGAGCUGUAGAGAAGGAGUCGGCAGCCUUCAAAUACCUUUAAGACUUCUUCCCUAAGCUGUCUGAGGCAAAGGUCAAAGCCGGUGUCUUCGUCGGACCACAGAUAAAGAAGAUCCUGGAGUGCAAUUAAUUCCCCAAGAAGCUCAUUAGUCAGGAGAAAGCGGCUUGGAACAGCUUUGUCGCAGUGGUUCGUGGCUUCCUGGCAAUCACAAGGUCGAAAACUAUGUGGAGCUCGUUGAGACUCUGGUGUAGAACUAUGGCACAAUGGGCUAUAGGAUCUUGAUUUAAAGCUUUCGGGACUGCAGGAAUUUAUAUUUUUGGGUCUUUCGGUAAAGUCACGUAGAUUGGUUCAAAUAAAAUACCAAAAAAUAACAAAACCUAUGACGUUUCGAUCGCAACACAAGCAUUCAUCAUCAGGAAGAACAAAGAGGGGGACAGCUGCUGAGGCAGUAUUUUUUCUUCCUGAUGACGAACGCUUGUGUUGUGAUUGAAACGUCAUAGUUUUUGUUAUUUUUGUUAUUUUCUUUGAACCUAUCUACGUGACUUUACCGAAAGACCCAAGGGCUGUAGGAUGUCCCUCAAAGUCCAUAUCCUUGAUGCUCAUGUUGAUAAAUUCAAGGAGAACAUGGAAGCGGACUCGGAGGAGCAAGGCGAGCGCUUCCACCAGGAUAUACUGGACUUUGAAUGCUGCUACCAAGGACAGUAUAACGAGAACAUGACGGGAGACUACAUUUGGGGGCUGAUUCGUGAAAGUGAUUUACAGUAUAAUCGUAAAUUUCGAAAAAGUACUCGCUUCUCAAAUUUUUGUCGUAAUUUUUAUAUUACUUUUGUAGUAAGUAUAUGGAGGCUUGACGACAGGAUCGGAGACACACUUAUUUAUUACACCAACACAGUUAUUACAGGUCACUUGGCUACAGGGAUUUCUCGACAGCUAACCCCUCUAACCUAUACCAAUUCCUCCACUACGGGACUAGGGGAGGCUAUCUGUCCCAGCUUGGUUAAGCUGGGAUCCCGGCUCCCUGAGUCACCAGACCAGCUUCGUCUGGGCUCUCGGGGCCACGCCACCGGCUUGCCCUGGUCGGCCCUUAUAAGGACAGCGAGCCAGGGGAGCUCUGGGGCCUACACUAGCAGGUCUUCCGUCUUCUCUGGUUAAAGCUGAGUCCCGACCUCGAGCCCUCGAGCUCAUCACCUUUUAUAGGACUCCCCCCGAGGGGGGGCCCGUGGGGGAUGCACAUUCGGACGUCGGUGCGAGCGCCACCCUUGUGUACGGCCGUAACCCCGCCCCUUGUGUUUGUUGGCCAUCCGUGGCCAUGCAUAAUCACACCUCAACAUUCGUAGCCAUGCGCAAUUACACCUCUACAUCACCCCCCCUUGUACAGCUCGCAGCCGUCCCUGGCUGCAAAAAAAACGUGAAUAAAGGUGCAUUCCUCACGAAAACCCCGUGUGUGUGCCUCGCGUAAUUUUUAACAAGAACAAGAGAAUCUUAACAAGAACAACAACAGGAAGAGAGAGAGAGAGAGAGAGAAAAAAAUAACCCGACGCGCUCCCCCCGAAUAAACACCCCAAAACCAACAUAUAUACACACUCCGGACGCCACCCCUCCCAUUGUCCGCAAGGCCCCCCAACGGCCGACCUCACAACAGUCUGCGCGUUUUGGCGCGCGUUCUCGCGGCGGGCCCGUCACAAGGGCCCGUCCCGGCACGCUCAGUGACGGUUGUUGACGGUCCGGGUACAAGAGAGUCAGGCGUCGCUGCCGAGUGACCCCCGACCCCUCCGGGAGGGGUUGGUGGGUGUGGACCCGUCACUCCUGUUGCACCUGGGGACGGAACAGUUGAUGUCAAGUUAGGCGAGUGCAGCGACGUCGGGGAGUCGGCGGAACCCUCACACGUUUGGCCAUGCGUGUGUGCGUGUGAACCCCGGGGCGGCGCGAUGAAUGGUUUCAACCUUGAGGGGUGCACAUACCACCGGCGCCUCCCCCAUUUGACGCGAACACAUUGCGGCCGCAAGACCUGUACGACCUCCACUGGCCCCCGCCACGGCCGUACCAAUUUUGACGAGGUUGCCAGCGGCACCUGGGGACAGUGCAACCACGCCUUGUCCCCCGGUUUCCAUUUGACCACCU
Lethenteron reissneri (Far Eastern brook lamprey) is the source of this 3254-nucleotide messenger RNA. RefSeq lists its product as uncharacterized. The record is from RefSeq and is a predicted model, not a curated record. NCBI's taxonomy places the organism in Eukaryota, Metazoa, Chordata, Hyperoartia, Petromyzontiformes, Petromyzontidae.